AUGGCAUGUGAACCAGGAACUGAAGUACCGGACAUCAGCUAUUAUGAUCCAUAUAUAACAGAAAAUUUUACGGCUAUAGGAUUACCAAAAGAUAUUCCGAAGUGGGAAAUAGGCUUAAAAGUAGUCUUUUAUAUCAUAGCGUUCCUAAUGGAUAUUGUCGGAAAUAGUAUUGUAAUCCUUACAGUUAUCAUGAAUAAACAUAUGAGGACAACAAUAAAUGUUUUACUUUUGAACUUGGCCAUAAGUGACAUAAUGGUCGGAUGUUCCUGUAUGUGGGCACAUGCAGGAAAUAGUAUAACAAAAGAAUAUCCCUUCGGAGCUAAUGUGUGUAAAAUGAACACCUUCGUGCAAGUGCUUGCGGUGAUUCGAAUGUUGAUAGCAGUAUUGACGACAUUCAUCAUAUGUUGGACACCCCAGCAAGUCUUUAUUCUCUGGGACAUUUUUCGCACUGAAGACGAACCAAUUGAGAACUAUAUUUUUGGAGCAAAAUACGCUGCCCUUUAUGUCGCCUACUCCAACAGUGCUAUAAAUCCCGUUCUUUACGGGUGCUUCAACGAAAACUUCAGAAAGGGGUUUGAAGAUGCAAGCUACCUACCAUGCCCUCAAGUCCCGGGUUCAGACUCAACUCAAUAA
Mercenaria mercenaria is the source of this 633-nucleotide messenger RNA. Its product is annotated as neuropeptide FF receptor 2-like. Gene Ontology annotation, cellular component: membrane. Bases 1 to 633 code for a protein of 210 amino acids. Gene Ontology annotation, molecular function: G protein-coupled receptor activity. Gene Ontology annotation, biological process: G protein-coupled receptor signaling pathway. The transcript has 4 exons. Lineage: Eukaryota; Metazoa; Mollusca; Bivalvia; Venerida; Veneridae. The record is from RefSeq and is a predicted model, not a curated record.